Phyllotreta striolata is the source of this 1595-nucleotide messenger RNA. NCBI's taxonomy places the organism in Eukaryota, Metazoa, Arthropoda, Insecta, Coleoptera, Chrysomelidae. The record is from the annotation of a GenBank genome assembly.
AUCAUCUAUCAAAAUUUAUUGUCAACACAUCGCCUAAAAAAUGGCAAACAUAUUCCAUUUUCACAAUAAAAUCUAAUGUUUUCGGAAUACAAUGAACAAGGUGAAAGUAAAGUAGAAUACAACUUGUUCAAAACAAUUGGAUUACCAAAAGGAGAAAAGUUAAAUCAAACGCCUAAAGAAGAGAAAGAUAUAAAUGUAGAAGUUUUAUUUCGCAAAUCCAAUAUUGAAGACGGUUUCAAGGUAAAUUUACAGAAGAUAAUAUGUUUAGCAUUACAACCAACACAAACUAGAUUGAACGAUAAUUCAAAAUGUUCAAGUCUGUUAUACCUUCCCGAAAAAUAUCAAUUGAGAAGAUUACAUUCAGAAAAAUCAGCACAAGGGGCAAAAAGUUAUCACGAAGCUUUUGCAGAAGAGAAGGAAAAGAGUAAUGUAAUUCCUGUACUUAAAACGAUUUCAGCCCAAAGUAUUUGCUUCGAACAAGAAAUAGAACCGAUAGAAACUAAAGCCCAAGAAAGUUUUACUUCAAAGGGAACUUUUACUGCAACUCCCAAAAUUAUUAAUUCCAGCAUUAUAGAUUUCAUUGAAAAUUUGAACUGCAUUUACCACAUUAAAACCAAACAAUCUAAAUCACAGAACAUCAAAAAUAUUUUUUCAAAAAUCGUAAAAUUGCACAAACCUUUUAAAACCCGCUGCUUCAAAUAUAAUUGCCCUUAUAUUAUCGAAGAAGAAGUUGAUGUUAAUCAGAAUUAUUUCUCCAAUGCGUGCACUUGCAACAAAAGAAACCCAGGCGAUUUUAUCGAGCCAUAUUUGAAGGAACAACGAAUAAUACGUUGCUUUCGAAGCACUUGCCCCAACUGGCAUGAACAUAUCGAAACCAAACUCAGAAACGAAGAUAGCAAAUUCUCCUUGAAACGUUGCAAACGAACAUUGUUAGACAUUAACCAAAAACUCUCAUUUAUGCAAAAAUCAGAAUGUAUUCUCACCAAAUGCAAAGGAUGCGUCGACAAUUACCACAAGCUAUUUAGCUCCGUCGAAGCUUUUUUAGCUAAGAAGAAAUCCGCGUUUACUCAAACUUCGAAUAAGGAGUGGGAAUGCAAGGAAUCCAACUGUCCCUCGGCUAACUUCACUCAAAGCAAUUCCUUGGGGUUUUACAAGAAUUGCUCAUUGGAAACAAUGAAAUCCAAAAGGAAGAUCAAAGACCAAGAAUGCGCCUGCGAUACGUCUGAUUUCACCAGUGAGGCUACCCAACAAGCUUCCUUGGACGACACUGAAAAACCGAAGAAGCACGUAAGCAUUAACGUAUCCAGAGACAAUGCUUCCAAGCAGACGAGCAUACGCAGCCCGCUGAUAGUGAGGAAAUGCAACAAGAAUUUUAUUUGCAUCGAACCAGGCGAGUUUAGAUAUGUCAAUAAAAAUAUGUCUGUGGAUUACGGAAGAGACAUCAUAAUUACCAUUUAUCCUAAUAAAAAAGAUAGAGGGUGUAUAACUUGAGUGAAUUAUGGUGAUUGAUGAUUUGUUCAAGGGGUAGGUAAUCCAAUGUAGAUAGAUUUUUGGAAUAUAAAUAAAGCAACAUUUUCUAAGCAUUUAUCUUAGUU